This is a messenger RNA of Centropristis striata (black sea bass), 4739 nucleotides long. RefSeq names its product terminal nucleotidyltransferase 4A-like. Lineage: Eukaryota; Metazoa; Chordata; Actinopteri; Perciformes; Serranidae. Gene Ontology annotation, biological process: RNA 3'-end processing. Gene Ontology annotation, cellular component: nucleolus; TRAMP complex. Gene Ontology annotation, molecular function: mRNA binding; poly(A) RNA polymerase activity. The transcript has 12 exons. Bases 189 to 2603 code for a protein of 804 amino acids. The record is from RefSeq and is a predicted model, not a curated record.
GCUUACAUGGGGAGUGGAGUUGGACGAACCGCUUGAUAAACCAAACCAGUUUCUGGACAUGAAGCAUUUCGAUGUUAACAAGUAAAUCAACGCGGUAGGAUUUAUUUGUUUCAUUGAGUGCAAAGUGUCUCGUUUGCCAAAUUGCUCGCUAUUUUCCCGUGAAGAGGUUCUCGGCCAACUCGAGUCCAAUGGAUCCCAGGACCGCUUGGAUCCAGCCGGAGCAGAAGGGACCUGCCAAUUCCCUGUGGAUGCACAUUUGGGAAACCUCUCAGGGAUUUGGAGCAAACUCCGGCAUCGACAACCACUUUCACCACCAACGCAACUUUGCAGCGCUAAAUGCAAACUCCACGGAGUCAAACGGCGAGUAUUGCAAAAAUGUAGCCCCGCCGUCGGUGUGUGUGUUUGGGAAACUGCCGAAGCGAGACGGCGGCGAAGAGAGGGGAAAUGUCCGGAGGAAGGGCUCGUUGUCACCGUCCUCUUCCUCUCUGGACUCGGAGGCCGAGAGCUCCUCGCCUUCCGGCUCCUCUUUGCAAAUCGAUAAUUUGAACGUCGUAGAAGAGGCCAGUCGGUUUUUACACUACGGUGAGCACGAGUUGAACGAGAACAAUCUCAGACGGCAACAUCCCCCUCCGCCUUUUCACACUGUUCAGCAACACUGUCGCAGCAUGCAACAAUCUGGCGGCCACACCCCCACCGGGAUGAAAAAUCAGCAUGGGAACAAGCACCACCACUAUCAGUCACAUUCGUCCGGUCGCAGGAGGCAUCUGAACAGGGCCAACACUUUCCACGGCAUCAACCCGCUCCUGAGCUACGGCAGCAAUGGACACCAACUAGAUUCCUCUUGCAGCCUGUGGAAAACCAGGCGGUACAGCUCGGGUAUUAAUGGUCUUCAUGAGGAAAUCGUGGACUUUUUCAACUUCAUGUCGCCACGACCAGAGGAGGAGGCCAUGAGAAGAGAUGUUGUGAACAGAAUAGAAAGUGUCAUCAAGGACUUGUGGCCCACAGCACGGGUGGAGAUAUUUGGCAGCUUCAGCACAGGACUUUAUCUUCCAACAAGUGACAUAGACCUGGUGGUGUUUGGAAAGUGGGACCAUCCCCCACUGCAGGAACUGGAACAAGCCCUGAAGAAACACAAUGUAGCCGGCCCAUAUCCCAUCAAGGUCCUUGACAAAGCUACAGUGCCAAUCAUCAAGCUCACUGACCAUGAAACGGAGGUGAAAGUGGACAUCAGCUUCAAUGUAGAGACUGCUGUUAAAGCAGCACAGUUCAUCAAAAGCUAUCUUAAGAAGUACACUGUUCUGCCGCCUCUGAUCUUUGUCCUGAAGCAGUUUUUACUGCAGAGGGAUCUGAAUGAGGUCUUCACUGGAGGCAUCAGCUCUUACAGCCUUAUACUAAUGGCCAUCAGCUUCCUGCAGCUACACCCUCGAAUCGACACACGACGUGCUAACAUCAACCUGGGCAUCCUGCUCAUAGAGUUCUUUGAGCUGUACGGCCGAGAUUUCAACUACAUGAAGACCGGCAUCAGGGUGAAGAAUGGAGGGGCUUACCUGUCCAAGGAGGAAAUGCUCAAAGCCAUGGAGAGUGGAAACAGGCCGUCCAUGCUCUGCAUGGAAGACCCAAUACAGCCAGGGAACGAUGUAGGCAGGAGUUCAUAUGGCGUCCUGCAAGUCAAGCAGGUGUUUGACUUUGCCUACAUGGUCCUGAGUCAUGGAGUGUCUCCUCUAGCACGCGCUUACCCCAACAAAGAGUAUGACAGUACUUUAGGACGCAUCAUCAAAGUGAGCCCAGAGGUGUUGGCCUACAGGGACUGGACCAUUAAAAAGUGGGGAGCCAAGCAGUAUGCCAAGCUGGAGAACCCUGAUGUAGACACCUGUGAGCGGGACCUUGCCAGGCUGAUGCUGGUUUCUUUGGAGGAUCAGAGAGACACUUCCUCCCCCCUCAGUGCUGACUCGCCCUCACCUUCUCCAGUCUUCCUCCCCAGCCCUCAGCACCACUCAUCAUCAUCCUCGGCAUGCUCGCUCUCCUCCUCUUCCGGCAGUGAUAUAGAGUCAGAUUCUCCUCCAAGCAGUAAUGCGGCUGUCCAGCUCCACCCCCUCACCCUGGCCUCAGUCCAUUCAGUAAUCCAAAUGGCUACUGACCUGAGGGCCACACAUCCAGCAGGCUUCAUCCACACCACGCCACAGGUGCAGAUGUCCCUGCCAGAAAACCUAAGCAUCCCAUCGCUCUCCGAUUGCCAGUUCUACCAUGAGAAUCCACCUUCCAUCAGUGUUGUGCACCGUCACAUGUCACAAGCUGCACACAUGUCCCAGCACACCAACUCCACCAGCCCUCUCCCCAGCCCCCUCCACCAACUCCAACACCCUCAGAUGGGAGGCCAGCACAGCCACACUUACACCAUGAGGUCCAACUCCCACGGCUCGCUACAUCAAGGCGGCGGCCUCCGAGCUCAAAAUCACUCCCAAGCUAACUUCAGUCCUCAUCGGCGGUUCGUUCCCCAGGGACACAACGCGGCACCAGGUUUCAGGAACCAGCAGCAGUACAACCGCAACACCUGGCGACGCAGGAAGAGGGAAAAUCUUCCUGCUCUUAACCAGAGCAGAUGAAAAAAAGUGCACAACUUGACUGGCAUUGGUUUUUGAAGACCUCACAUAGCCUGUAGUGAGUCCUGGUGUUGAGGAGCAUUCAUAGUGCCCCAGUUUUUUUUUGUUGGAGUUUCUUGAAAAUGCACCUACUCGUUCCUGGAAUUCACAAGGCAACUGAAGUUGUCUCCAAAGGUGUCAAAUGAUUGAUCUCUGCCAGCAUUGUGCAAGCACUAAGUGAUGCUCCAAGGCUCUUGCAGGUGAAGCAAGACUGUCAAAGGCCUAAAGUCCUAACUGUGCACAUUUUGUUACAUCAGCCUGAUGAUAGUCAGAGACCCUUCCUCUAAAUUUGAUGCACACCAGCACAGACUUUUGGGUUGAUCAAGGAAUUACCGAUUCCCAGACUGGGUCUUCUCACCAGUGUCACUUUCCAGCGGCUCAAGACUCAAAGCUGGUUGGCUAAAGAGAGAGGUCAAGUAUUGAGUUUCCAUGCAUUUUGAACAUCUUAGAAAACAACAUUCUGUGCCAUAGUACUUACUACGGAACUGGUUUAUCAAACCUGGUCUCUCAAAGUUUUGGCUUUUAUUGGGCCUUUUUGAUCAGGUUUUGGGCUCAUCUGGUCUUCUGAAUGCAACUCCAUAUCGGCUUUCUCUUGAUUCAGAGCUCUUACAGCUUGGACCAUCAUCUACGAAUUGUACUCUGGACCGAAGCGAAGCACUACCUGUCUACCUAUGCAGCGAAACGCUGACUCGAUGUUUUUGGUGUGACGGCACAAAACGGACCUUGUCUCAAGUGCUUAAACUGUGAUGACUUGUUUGAAUGUACCAAGUGUUUCUUUUUUUUGUGUGUUGGUCAUUUGUUCUCUUGUUUCUGUCACUGAGGGCUUUUUUUUUUGUUCACAUUGGCACUAUGUUUUUUUGUUUUUGUAAACAUUGCCACCUUAUUUUAUGUUUGUUGCGUUCAUGUGCAAUAAUUGCUUUUAUUUAAUUUAUUUCACAUUUUAGUUUUUAUUUUAGGGGUUCUCCCCAUAAUUAGUUUUGCUUUUUUUUUUUUAUUUCUAGACAACAUUGAUCUGUGCAAUAGAUGGAUUUAAGGGCCUUGAAGGAAUGUUUGUGUGUGUGCAUGAUUGAGUGUGUAUGUACAGCUUUCCAGCAGAAGGGGGAGCUGUGGUGAAGCAACAAGAGAAAUGUGCCAAAAAUGACAUGAUUUACCAUUGCAUUAUGAUCACUUGAAAUUUUGCCAACUCUCUGCCUGUCCAAAUGUUUUUCAAUCACUACAACAUAUCACUUUUUCAGUAGUUUGACUUUUAUUUGAGUGCAUUUUCUCCUGAUGGGCUGUUCAAGAGAAAUACACCUCAAGCAGUGUUUACUCAUGUCAUUUAGAAAAAUAGUUGGUGCUAUUUAUUACCAGCAAAGUGCUUUUUUUCUGCCUUAUCUCUAUUUUGAUUCUGUUAAAGCAACAGGUUAACUGCCUUCUUAUAUGACCAAACUUUCCCUUUUCCUGUAUGUAGCCAGCUUUUCUGUUCUAUUUGUUUCUAUGAGCACUGCCGGGUUUACCUGGCUUUUAUUUUUACAUGUGGCUUCUAGGUGUACGCUCCAAGAGCAGACUCCUACUUCAGUCAAUGAUUGUUGACAUUAACAUCAUGUCGUAACAUAUUUUUCUUUUCUUUUUAAUUCAAAGGUCAUGAUUAUAUAAGGCUAAAGGUCCUUACAGUUCAGAGAUUCUCCUCUUCCAUAUUUAAAGUCAGUAUUUCUACAUCUUGUAAGACAAGGUUUCAAAGCUAGAUAAUUUACACAGCAAUCCGUAAGAGGACUUGAGCGUGGGAUGUCACAGAUUUACAGAUAGUGGAGUUUUGGUAGAGCCAUUUACAAAACCAAAAAAAUUUGGUGUAGGUCAUAGGUUUUAAAAGUCUUGUAACACCCUGCACACCAAUCUGAUGGACUCAACAUGAUCCUGUGAGCAUUAUGCCCUCGUUUCAGUGCCGCUUUUAUCAAGAGGAUGAUCGAUGGGUUGUUACAGUAUAUUGCCACGAACCAAAUCCCCAGCUCAAAUGUAUGUAAUUAAGGAUGGGUUGUUAUGUGUAAAUGACUGACAUAUAGAUGUAUACCUUGUUUUUUUAUGUAAGUUUUCUAUUUUUUUAAUAAACAUUUUAAAACUCCA